UUACACGGUGGCGGCGCAUAAGGCAAAGGCGUGGUGGUGGCGGCAGUGGCGGAUAUAGUGCCAAGAGCCAACCGUCGCCGCCUCAGUCCGUGUCAAGAGCUUCAGCGCUAAACACUACCUACCUCCGCUACUCACCGCCAUACACACAGGCACAAACCGGGCCUGCAGUACGUGCCCGGCGCACCCACCAUAAAGGCUACACCAUUGUCUAGGAAGGCCUAACACAAGACUCCUGAAAGAUGCCGGGAGAGAGCCACUCAGAUGUGCCAGCGGCUGUACCAGUAGAAGUCGCCGUGGAGGCCUCAGCGCUGACCACUACUAACGGUCACGCGUCGUCUCCCAGCGAACCGGCCAAAACCCUCACCUGCGGCGAAUGCAACAAGGUGGCGACCAUCGUGUGUGGCGGCUGCUGGGUGGUUGGUUUCUGUGCUCGUGACCACCAGCUGACUGGAUGGCCCAAGCACAGGCCGAAGUGCCGUCCUUGGCGGGUUGGUAACUCUGCCGAACUGGGGCGAUUCAUGGUGACGACAAGAGAUAUUGCCGCCGGGGAGAUACUCAUGCAAGAUGCUCCGCUCCUGCUGGGGCCAAAAAUGAUGACGGAACCUGUCUGUUUAGGCUGUUACCGCCCCGUCAACGAUGAUUACUGUUGUCAAGGCUGCGGGUUCCCCCUUUGCAGCAGCGACUGUGAGGGCACCGAAGACCACGAACCAGAGUGCAGUGCUGUGCGCAAUUCCGGUGUUCCCGUGAAGGUGUCCAUGUUCGGGGAGACGAACAGUUUGUAUGAAUGCAUCACUCCUGUGAGAAUCCUUUCCUUGCGGGACAAAAACCCCAGUUUGUGGAACAAAUUUAUGACGCUGGAAAGUAACUGUGACAUGAGAGAGGGGACAGAGGUGGCUGCCAUCACUCAACGCACAGUAGUAGACAUUAUCCACAAUCGAUUACAGCUAGAGGAUGAGUACGACACUGAAGUAAUUGAAAAAGUGUUAGGGAUACUGGACACAAACGCUUUUGAGAUUCGGUUGCCGGAUUCCAGUAUCUUGGGUGUGUAUCAAAAGGCGUCGCUGCUGGAACACGACUGCGUCCCCAACACUCACCGCACCUUUGACGCAGACCUAAACCUCGUCGUGCGAGCUGCCGUGCCCAUCAAGCGGGGGCAGCACCUCACCUCUUGCUAUACAGAGCCACUCUCCACAACGGGCGUCAGACAGGAACAUCUCCGCUCCACGAAAUAUUUCACUUGUGGCUGUAAACGUUGUAUGGAUCCCACUGAGCUGAAAACCUUUACUUCCGCCCUCAAGUGCAAUGAUUGUGCUGAGAAACAAGAGGAAGAAACCAAACAGAAGAAAUUAGCUGAGAAGGCGGAUCGAGGGCGGGGCGGCACGAGAGGUGCGAAACGCGGGGGUGUUGCAAACCGCAUCAAUCAGUUCCAAACUGGGGGCGCAAGUUCAUCAAGUAAACCAGAAGAGGAGAUCCCGUUGGGACCCUGGAUAGUGCCAGUAGACCCUCUUUCCCCAUCUUCUAUCUGGAAAUGCCUCUCUUGUGGCCAUCCGACUACUGACGACUAUCCGGAGCGGAUUACCUCAGUAAUGCAAGAGGAGGCGGAGGAGCUGGAGGGGACGAAUCCCAAUGUGGAGGCAUGCGAGAGUUUCCUGGAGAAGUGGAAAAGUACUUUCCAUCCCACUCAUUCUUCCUUCCUCAACAUAAAGUACGCCCUCCUUCAUCUGUACGGCUCUGAGGAGGGAUACGAACUGGAGGAGUUGACGCCAAUUCAGCUGGCGAGGAAGGAGGAGCUCUGCCAGGAGGUGAUGAAAGUGGCAGACGCCAUUCAGCCAGGUAUUUCUCGGCUACGUGGGUCAGUUCUGUACGAGCUGUACCAGGCGAUCUUCUACAGGACCCGCGCCCUCUCCCUCAUGGGCGUGGCCACCUCGGAGCAGGCUCGCAGGAUGGCAAUGGAAGCGCUGACGGCCCUGAAGGAGUGUGCCCGCGUGCUGAGCUAUGAGCCGGAGGUGCAGCCAGAGGGUCAACUGGGUCUCGAGGCGAAAGAGGAGAUCAAAAUGUUGCAGAAGUGGAUCAAAGAGGAGGGCUGGAAGUGCUGAGGAACAGGUCAGGCCUCCUCUAAGUUUUAGUGAGGGGCGGCACUUCUUGGAAGCAUUAGAUGACAGGCGGCGCCUUGCACAAGUUGUAGAUGGUGGGAGGCGUCUCCUGAACGGCAUAGGUAAGAAGCGGUGACCCCAAAACGUAGUGAAGGAAACGGUCUUGGAAAGCUUAUAUAAAGGCAGUAUCCUAGUAAACGUACUGCUGAAAAGAAGAUGAGUGGCGCAAAGAAGCAGGAGAGCCCUACCUUUUCAUGAACACUUCCUGCUCUGUGGAAUCGGUGCUGAUUGACUUCUAUUGAAUUUCCAGCUCACGGCUGCUGUCUGCCGCGGUGUGCUGAGGUUCUACGUUUCUGCCAAGGUGCCACUGAUCCGUUCAAUGCAAGACCGGUAUAGUAAAGAGAAUAGUUAAGCCGUUCUGCUUGUACUGAGGGGCCAUCGCAGCUUGCGGUUCUCAAGAGUACUCACGCCUUUUUUCAGACAUUAAUAUUGUCAUUGUCACUUAUCACGUGCAUGCUGGUUGGUUUUCGCUUGUGAUAUAAUUGUCAUGUAUAUUCAUUGUUUACUUCAAUUACUUGGUUCUUCAUCCACCAUGACGACAAUAGAGGGGAGACAUGCAUCAGCGACGAUGUAAAAGAGAAAGGAAACUCGGAAUGGUUACUUCUGUAUAGACUCUGGCAUCGAUGUGGCCUGAAAAAAACUUCCAUAUUCUGUCCUACAUUAUACAUAGUGUUUUUAUUAAUAAUUCUUUGUAUUACUGCAGAAAACUUUACAGAUAUUUUUGAUUUCAAGAAUGUAUUAGACUAGUUAUUUAAUGGUAACGUAAUGCUGUUAGCCUAAUACGCUUCCAAAUAAAGGAGACAAUAUUUA
Eriocheir sinensis (Chinese mitten crab) is the source of this 2963-nucleotide messenger RNA. RefSeq lists its product as uncharacterized. Lineage: Eukaryota; Metazoa; Arthropoda; Malacostraca; Decapoda; Varunidae. The record is from RefSeq and is a predicted model, not a curated record. Gene Ontology annotation, molecular function: protein binding. The transcript has 5 exons. The coding region runs from base 240 to 2096 and encodes 618 amino acids.